This is a messenger RNA of Dermatophagoides pteronyssinus (European house dust mite), 786 nucleotides long. Its product is annotated as ubiquitin-ribosomal protein eS31 fusion protein-like. Lineage: Eukaryota; Metazoa; Arthropoda; Arachnida; Sarcoptiformes; Pyroglyphidae. Gene Ontology annotation, molecular function: structural constituent of ribosome; protein binding. The record is from RefSeq and is a predicted model, not a curated record. Gene Ontology annotation, cellular component: ribosome. Gene Ontology annotation, biological process: translation.
CUUUUUUAUUUUGUUUUGUGUGUGUGUGUGUGUUGAACUCGCACUGGCCACACACAAACCUGAACACUGUCUUUUCCUUUUCCCCGUGCGUGUGCUGCGUGUGUUUGUUUCAUUUGUGGCAUGUGAUUCAUUUUUCACUGUUCUGAAAAUUUGCUGAAAAAAAACCAGAAGAAAAAUCCUAAAAAAACAGCGACAAAAACCAGACAAACAUGCAAUUAUUUGUCAAAGGACUAUCAGGCCUACUGGUAGUGAAUGUAAAUCCAUCGGAUACUGUUGGUAAACUUAAAUCCUUGAUUGAAAUCAGUGAAGGUGUUGAAUAUCAUAAACAACGAUUAAUUUAUGGUGGUCAACCAUUGGAAGAUUUAGAAACAAUCGAAUCGUAUGGAAUUGAAAAUGAAUCAACAAUUCAUAUAACAUUUGGUGGUUUGUUAGGUGGUGCUAAAAAACGUAAGAAGAAAAAUUAUACAACACCAAAAAAGAAUAAACAUAAGAAAAAGAAGGUUAAAUUGGCCGUAUUGAAAUUCUAUAAAGUUGAUGAUAACGGGAAAAUUACUCGUCUUCGUCGUGAAUGUGAAAAUAAAGAAUGUGGUGCUGGUGUUUUUAUGGCCAAUCAUGUUGAUCGUCAUUAUUGUGGUCGUUGUGGAUUGACAUUAGUCUAUAAUAAACCAGAAGAUAAAUAAAUGAUGAUCGGGCGACGACCAGGAAUGGAUUCCUACACAUUUUUUUUUUGUUUACCAUUCUUUUUUUUGAUUUGAAAAAAACAAAAUUCUGGAUUUGAAAAAUAAA